AUGGCGGAAAUCUACAACACAGACCGCUUCGCAGAGCUUUAUUACCCAUCGAAUACAGCCGACCUCCUGCACCUGGGCCUCGCAGCUAGGUUCAUUGCGGGGCUCUUCGAGACCAAUCAGGUCACCUAUGCCUUCAUCGGGGGAUGGGCUGUCUAUCUGCGCGGUGGACGUCGCAGAACACAGGAUAUUGACAUUACGGUAGCCACCUCGAUGGACUAUUUGAAGCAGGUUUUGACUGCGCAGUCUCGAAUUCAUUACCCAGUUACCCAUGGCCGAACAUCGGUCCAGAUCUUCAUUGACACCGGGCGGAGUUUCGACGGAGAAUUUCCCCAAGUACCAGACUUGGCUGUCAGCAUGGACAUAGUGAUCAGUGGAAAUUUGGGCACACCUUUAGAUCUUCAGUCAUCGCGCGAGCCUAUCAAUCCAUAUAGGCCAACUCCCUUGGGAUCGCCCGUCUUGGUAUUAAGCCUCUUCUUUCAGAUCUAUGCAAAACUAAAUGCAUAUUCCCGGCGUGGUGAUCAACGAAGUAAAGACUUUCUCGACCUGGAAUUCCUAUUCACUCAGUACGCCGCCCAGGUCCCGACAUUUAGGGACUAUUACGACGUGGAGCAGCGGCGGUAUUUUUGGACGCAAUAUGCGACGACGUAUGGUGCAUUUCCGGACCAGGUUGAAAAUAUGAGGACCCUUCUGGGUCUUUGA
Messenger RNA from Penicillium waksmanii, 699 nucleotides. RefSeq lists its product as uncharacterized. The transcript is spliced from 3 exons. The record is from RefSeq and is a predicted model, not a curated record. The coding region runs from base 1 to 699 and encodes 232 amino acids. Lineage: Eukaryota; Fungi; Ascomycota; Eurotiomycetes; Eurotiales; Aspergillaceae.